AUGGAAGAAAGGAUUUCCAACAUUGUUAGAGGAAUACUUAGGGGCUUCGGCCAACUGUUGGAAAGCGCUCGGCGAUCCGAAGACGAGGCAUUACAGUCAUCACUCCCACUGAAAUUGGAAGACGAGCUAGCCCGAUUCAAGAUCUGGACUCGAAAUCACGGCGCGCACCGUAUGGGUCGAAACUCUCUCGAACAUCGACUCCAAGAUGCAUCGCAUAUCCAUCAACUAGUCUCCACACUUCUGGGUGACCUCAAAGGGUCUCUUGAUGAAGCGACAAGCAUUUUGACCGGGGAUAAGACACCGUGGGACCAGCUUGAAGUUGACGAAGAGUCACUAAAUGAUCUAGAAACUGAGACGGAGAUUGCACAAAUUGCCCUGGACAUCACGGAGCUAGUGGACUGCCUCUUGCGCUUGAGCGUCCCUAUAAAAAGUCCGGCUCCCCAUGACCAACUAAUGGCCGCAGACCUGACAGACACUUCCGCCUUUGAGGAAGUUGAUAUCCAGCAUGUUAAAGCCAAGUUCCCAAUCAUCGAGGAAUACCUUGCGCAGCGCCUAGGAAGGGCAAUCUCACGACGACGCCAAUAUCUAAAAUAUAGAGAGGCUCGCCACCUGGGGCGUUCUCAUGGCGUCGGACUCCAUGGAGACACGAAACGGAGAGAAGUGGAGCCAAGCACAAUCGAUUCUUCAACAACAUUGCAUGUGAAUCAAGAACCUUCUUUCGGUUCCUCGGAUGAUGAUACUCAAUCGGACGAAGAGGCCUCGCAGGCAUCUAACUCUGUAUCCCCCACCAGUUCAGAAACACUUGAUAUUCCGUCUAUGCCGGAUGAAGGAGCAAACGGACCGUUUCAAUGCCCUUUCUGCUAUUGUUCCAUAAUUAUACCGAGUUCAGAGACUUGGAAGAAACAUGUGUUAAGUGAUCUCCGGCCAUAUACUUGUCUGGCCGAAAAGUGCUUGGCUCCAGAGCAUGAAUUUUCCAGAAAAAAAGAAUGGAUGCAACACAUGCUACAAAAUCACUUGAGAAUAUACCGCUGCCCGUAUGGGUGCGCAAGUAACUUCCACUCCCAAACAGAAUCCAAGGCCCAUCUGAUGGAAACACAUGAAGUAACGGUUCCAGAACGCAGCGCCGAAGAUUUGGUCGAGCUCAGCUCGCAUCCAUUACCGUCCGAUGUGCAGACGAAAUGUCCCUUGUGCCCAAAGGACUUGACUUCGUUGGAGGAAUAUCAACACCAUGUUGGAAAUCAUCAACAAGAGCUUGCUCUAUUCGUUUUGUCUCACAAGGAGCUAACAUAUGCGGGAAAAAGGGAGAACGAGGUAGCCACUAGCCACGAUACUGACUACGCUGCAUCGGCGGAAUACGUAGAACCUACUCCCGAACUGCCUGACAUCCGUGAAAUGGAUUAUGAUGAAAAACGAUCCAAACGGCGUGCGAAAACACAAUUUAUUAGCACUCUCAUUGAGUUGGCGAUAUCACAAGAUUACCAUGUGGACAUUAAUCCUAGAAUUGAUGAUGACCCUAUUGACUUAUUUGCUUUGUUUCAAGCUGUACAGAGAGAAGGAGGGUAUUGGUGGGUCAAUACACGCCGGAAAUGGACUCUUGUGUCCACCGAGAUUGGACUUGAUCCCAAGAUCAUGCCCCAUGCGCCACGCGCAGUAAAAGAGGUAUAUGAGAAGUGUCUCUAUAGAUUCGAAAAGUCUUUGAAAGAGAAAGAUCGCAGCGAACUUGUCGUCGGUGGGGUUUUCAAACGCAUUCCGAAUCCCUGGGAAGACGAAGGACCUUCUGACACCAGAAGUAGUACGGAGAGAGCCGACAGACACAUAGAGAUAAGUGAGGGGGCACCGGAAACAAGAGACGCAGCUAUUCCUGAGACAUUGGAUGACGACAACAAACUACUGUGCUCUUACGACGAAUGUAAACGCAGCAUUCCCAGCAGCGUUUUCUCAACCGAAGAGAGCUUUAAGGACCACAUGCGCCUUAUUCACAACGAUAUAUAUGACGCGAAAUACAAUCCAGUAGAGGAUAUCGAUACAGUUGCCCGCCCGGAAACCCAAGUAUCAAAGCCAAGAGACAGCUUGGAAGAGACCAAGAAUACAGAAUGCCACUCGAGUGAAUACUUCAUUUGCAAAGAUGGCAUAAAUGGACAAGUCAUCGAAGCCAACAUCCAUCGAUACCUCGGUGGGGAUGCUCUAGUACGACCGGCUUACUACUUUGACCCUCAAACUAGCCAAGAUGUCAACGGGUACAGCAUCACCAGUACUCACAAAGUCACAGCAGUAGGCUUCACACUCUUGUGA
Messenger RNA from Colletotrichum truncatum, 2292 nucleotides. The record is from RefSeq and is a predicted model, not a curated record. NCBI's taxonomy places the organism in Eukaryota, Fungi, Ascomycota, Sordariomycetes, Glomerellales, Glomerellaceae.